Messenger RNA from Aspergillus tanneri, 699 nucleotides. RefSeq lists its product as uncharacterized. Bases 1 to 699 code for a protein of 232 amino acids. NCBI's taxonomy places the organism in Eukaryota, Fungi, Ascomycota, Eurotiomycetes, Eurotiales, Aspergillaceae. The transcript has 3 exons. The record is from RefSeq and is a predicted model, not a curated record.
AUGAGACUUCCUCUGUUUAUUCCUGCGAUCUCAUUUGAUUUCCCGCCCCUUUUCCUUGAUAACAUAAACCUCUACUACGCCUUCGACGCCAACUCGCGAGGGAAGGGCCAUGAGCCCAUGACCAAGGCUAGCUUUUGGUUGGGAUACGCUGCUCGCCGCAUCGAUAAUUCCAUCAUUGAUAAGAACCGCACAUUGGAGAUCGCCAUGCGAGUGGGAAAUUUAACUGGCUCGCCAUCUGGGGAUAAUAACGGUUGUGACGGAGUUUGGGGGCCACAGUGCUCAAACAACUUAAAGUCUCUGUUGAAGGGCGCUAUAUACGAUCUCUCAGCCAAGGGGGAUUAUUAUAGCCGUCCCUUAGAUACCGUGAUAAGCCAAAUGCGCAUUAACCCGCCGACUCUCGAUAGUUGUCCGCCGCCGUUCUUCGAUAUCCAGGCCUUCCCUGUUCAACCAUUUGGUCAAGAGACGGACGCGGACCUGUCCGCAACACUAAAAACCUCUGGAUCUAGCGACAGUCCGUGGAAAACAUGGUUUAUCGACAACAUGACCUCCAGCCAACAAGCAGAACAAGUGGCCGUCGCAAUCGUCAGUCGAGGUCCAUCCUAUAAUAGUCCACCGCCUCACAGCAAAAAUGACAUCCAGAUAGAGCUUGCUUGUGUUCAAGCUCCUUCGUCAGGCAGUUCAUCCAGUCAAGAUACGUAG